GUGUUAUCCAUUGCGGAUGGUGGAAAGCCAAUAAACCAUCAUUUUAAGCUCUGCUAUUUCUGCCAUAAAAUGUCAUAGCGCUUCCAUUCUUCGCAAAUUGGCAUGACGGUUGUUAAAAAAUCUGCCAUUACAAUCCAUGAUGGGUGAUAUAAAUUACUUUUAGUUUAGGCAAUCCUCGAAAGUUUGUUCAAUAUCUUCAUUGGUAAGUGUACUGUAGUCAUGGCUCAAGAAAAUGGCAUGAGAAAGAAGCCAAACAUUUUGGUGACUGGUACACCAGGCACAGGAAAGACAACCAUGUCAACAGCUCUGGCUGAAGCCACUCAGCUCAACCACAUCAAAAUUGGAGAUUUGGUUAGAGAGAAGAACUUGCAUGAUGGUUGGGAUGAUGAGCUUCAUUGUUACAUUCUUAAUGAAGAUUUGGUGUGUGACGAACUUGAGGAUGUUAUGGAAGAGGGAGGGAACAUUGUGGAUCAUCAUGGCUGUGAUUUCUUUCCUGAGCGAUGGUUUGAUUGUGUGGUUGUACUCCAAACCGAUACCUCCAUUUUACAUGACCGUUUGAGCAAGAGAGGAUACCUAGAUUCAAAGCUUUCCAACAAUGUUGAAUGUGAAAUCUUUCAAGUUUUGCUUGAGGAGGCUAAAGAAAGUUAUGCCGAAGAUAAAGUUGUUUCAUUGAAAAGCGAUACCAUCGAAGACAUUGAUAGAAAUAUUGCAACUCUGACAGACUGGGUUAGAAAUUGGACCGUCCCAGUUUAGGGGAUCACAUGCCUGAAUCUACUGUAUUUUUGACAUUUAUGUUAUGGGUUUUUAAUUAGACAAAUGAAAGUGUAUUCAAAAUUUACCUGGUUUUUCAUUAAUGAA
This is a messenger RNA of Trifolium pratense (red clover), 858 nucleotides long. Its product is annotated as adenylate kinase isoenzyme 6 homolog. Lineage: Eukaryota; Viridiplantae; Streptophyta; Magnoliopsida; Fabales; Fabaceae. The record is from RefSeq and is a predicted model, not a curated record. Gene Ontology annotation, cellular component: nucleus; cytoplasm. Gene Ontology annotation, molecular function: AMP kinase activity; ATP hydrolysis activity; ATP binding. The transcript has 4 exons. Bases 220 to 753 code for a protein of 177 amino acids.